This is a messenger RNA of Suillus subalutaceus, 2244 nucleotides long. RefSeq lists its product as uncharacterized. The coding region runs from base 25 to 1845 and encodes 606 amino acids. NCBI's taxonomy places the organism in Eukaryota, Fungi, Basidiomycota, Agaricomycetes, Boletales, Suillaceae. The transcript is spliced from 13 exons. The record is from RefSeq and is a predicted model, not a curated record.
CUGCACUUGUCCGGUACCAACAUCAUGUUACGCAAGCAUGAAGGUGGAAAGCUCACAAACCGAUUGAGGGUAUUUCUGAAAGUAUUGGCUCGAUAUGUUGCUUACCCCUUACGACUCACUCAUCGUCUGUUUCAUACCCUUUUGCAACUAUAUUCUCGUAGGCGCCAGUUCACACCCACUCAAAGAGACGAGCACCUAGAGCGAGUUGCUGGUUCAAUCCAGCCCCACAUCCUUCCUCUGAGCAACCCUACUCAACUACAGGUGCCACCGCCAUCAGGGACCGCGACCAAUUCAUUCGUCUCGCUAUUGUCAGUCCACACUCCUGUGACAUUAGCUAAUCAUGGCCAGCAACCAGCUCCAGUCCACUGCCAUCCAGUGUUCAGGGCAACCACGCCCUCCCAGGUGAUGCGAUACAAUAAAAACCCUCAAAUCAAGCGUGAAGUCAGACUUGUGAACAUUCCUGCUGGAAAGAGAGACUAUUCAGAUGCAGAAGACAGUGGUGACUGGUGUGCCCGUGUACACCCCGAAGGAGCGCUAUACUUUCAUGACCCCGUUCGCGGUAUUUACACUGACUCAAACAUGCGGGACGAACCACGCCGAUCUAGCAUGACCUCGUGUAUCGAUGAGUUGCUCGCUCUGAUGACUUCACGUUGUGGAUUGGAGCUGCGCAGUGGUGACAUCGAGCUCGUUGUGGAGUUGACAAGGGGUCGGGAUCAUCAUACUAGGGUGUGCAGGUACUAUUUCGUCGAUCAUCCCAACCGUCUGCUUUUCUGGCUUGAUGAAAUGCCCACCAGAAGGAUCUUUGACGGAGUUCUGGGCGUCGAGAAGUGGAGCCACAUCAAGUAUGCUAUCCAACAUCAGUACUGGCAACACUGCGAGAUGUACCCCAGUGACAAGCUGCUAGGCCCUCAGUUGCUCAAGGAACUCAAGGAAGUCGUCGUGCAUGCUAGCGCUGAGAUUAUUACAACAGACUUAUCGCUGUCGCCCUUCGACGCCGAUGAAUUAUCGAAAAUCCUGGAUUUGAUCGAUCGGCUUGGAGACGACGUCCAGGGCGCCCAUUAUACAUGUGUAAUAGUGAGGUUUAUGCGUUAUUUCUCGCGAGCUCAAUUUUUCAAUUUUUGCGGACUCCCUGAAGCCCGUUUAAACGCGGACCAGCCUCUUUUCGUCAAGGAGAAGAAGUCAAAGUUUUUAGUGGCUUUUUCAUGGGCCGUUAACGUUGCACUGUUCGAUGCUCCGCGGUCACACAUGGAAGAACUCCGACGAGUGUGGGUCGACCGGAGCAUCAACUCUCCGCGCUGGAAGAACUUUAACAGCAAGCUGAGUAGUGAGUGGUCGGGCAUCACGAUGUAUUCAACUGUAAUGGUAGCAGUGGACGUCAGUUUCCUAGCUGUACCUUCCGUCAAUCUCCAGAAUGCGGGUUCGGUCACGAUCAUCAGCACGUACAUUUCCUUAUUUUGCAUCGUCGGAUCGUUGGUCGUAUCCUUGUUUCUCACUAGACAGAAUCGGAUGUAUGGGCAGGAAUCUGCCGAUGCAGCGGUUAUAUUCCUCACGCGGGUAACAGGAUCCAUAUUUGGCACUAAGUCUCUCGCGACUGUGCAUGGUCUUCCAUAUGCUAUGCUGCUGUGGGGCAUGGUGUAUUUCAUAAUUGCGUUCUCUUACCAGGUCUUCACGUCCACGCCCAUCAUCACUCUCGCGACCACUGGGAGUGCAUGUGGCAUUGUGGCGCUUUUCACCCUGUGGCUCGUAAGCGCAGCGAGGGAAUUCCAUAUUUUGCCGUGGUUGCAGGCGCAUCUCAAAGACAAAUAUCAGACACUUAAUCGGGCACGAUGUGGGCUACGGCCUUGAUAGUGACUCAGUCGAGUUACAUUCCGAUCAAUUAUUUGGUGUACUAUUAAUAUGCGGCAGCUUCUAUAUCAGACAUCCCAACAGCGCACUACAGCAGUACUGCCAGUACAGCUACUAUGUUGUCGGACUUCGUAAUUGCACGUACAUUUGCACAAUGACAGACGUAUCAAUGAUCCUGCCUGUGUCAAUUCGACACUGUUGCUUGCAUCUACGAUAAUCCCGCGAGGGAGCUUGGAUAAGCGUAUGUGCAUUGGUGCAAACGAUGCGUGUCUCGUUCAAUCCCAGAUACAUUUGACAAUUAUCGGAGAUGUAUUGUGCCUGUAAUGACAUUCCGAAGAGUGCGUACAAUCAUUAGCCAAAACUGGAGCGGAGGUGGAAAGAAUCGAUCAUCAAAUAAAU